GACAGGACCCCAAGCCAAAUCAGGCUGAAGCAGAGGAGGUGUGCUCAAGCUGUCCUAACUUAGCCUUAUUUCAUUUGAGCCAUUAACUACAAGUUCAGCUAAUAAUGCGUACGGCUUUGUUAAACCGUCAACAAAACUAAGGUCGUUUUAAGGGAUAAUCUACGAUGGCUACUACUGAAAAUACAGAUUCAGGUUUGGCAGAUCACAAAGCGGAUCAUCAUGGGUGUGCUGACUCUGACGCUAAGUACCCCUUCAAAGUCCUCUACUGUGGAGUGUGCUCCUUGCCAACAGAGUAUUGUGAGUAUAUGCCUGAGCCAGCCAAAUGCAGACAGUGGCUGGAGAAGAAUUUCCCAGAUGUGUUCGCCCGGAUGAGCGUUGGUCCGGCAGGAAACGCUCCCAAGCCAGAUCCAGGAAGUGGAGAGUCUCCCCCUGUAGGCGAGGAGGAGGAGAAGAAGAAACAGAAGAGAGGUGGUAGAGGUCAGAUUAAACAGAAGAAGAAGACUGUCCCCCAGAAGGUGACGAUAGCGAAAAUCCCACGAGCUAAAAAGAAAUAUGUCACACGGGUGUGUGGCCUGGCUACCUUUGACAUUGACCUUAAAGAGGCUCAGAGAUUCUUUGCCCAAAAGUUCUCCUGUGGUGCCUCAGUGACAGCAGAGGAUGAAAUCAUCAUUCAGGGAGAUUUUACAGACGACAUCAUCGAUGUCAUUCAAGAGAAAUGGCCUGAGGUGGAUGACGAAAGCAUUGAUGACCUGGGAGAAGUCAAGAAGUAAAGACCCAAUGUGCACUUUGACCGAACCGGGUGCAAAAUGUAACACCAACUUGGCCAAAUGUACACAUUAACAUUAAAAGAAGUUGUUUUAUAUCUAUUUUAUUUACUGUAUAGAAACUGGUCUUGGCCACUCCUUUGGCAUUCUCAGUUCUUGAUAGCUGCUUUCUCUCUUGGUUGCCAAAGGUCUGGUAUGAUGUGAAUUCCUAUCAAACGCAUUUCACUCAAGCAAGCUGUAGUAUGGUAAUAAAUUUCGGUCUCAUUCACCUGUU
Molecule: messenger RNA, 1038 nt
Organism: Hypomesus transpacificus
Lineage: Eukaryota; Metazoa; Chordata; Actinopteri; Osmeriformes; Osmeridae
Gene: denr
Product: density-regulated protein
Exons: 8
Coding region: 165-770 (201 amino acids)
Biological process (GO): translation reinitiation; formation of translation preinitiation complex
Molecular function (GO): mRNA binding; translation initiation factor activity
Source: RefSeq, a predicted model, not a curated record